CGAGGGGGUGCUGCUUGCUGCUCGCAUUGUCUGUCGGGACGGUGGCGGUGAAUGUCUGCCUAACAGAAACGUUCGCUGGUGCCCAUUAAGGCUUAAUAGUGUAUGAAGUAGACCCUUACUGGAGAUAGAUUCGCAAACGUCAGUUAUCCUUUUUCUUCCUUCCUUCAUUCGUUGAGUUUCUGAAACGGUAAGACAAACCGACCCGAACUAGCGAGAGCGAGCGCUUGUUGCGUUCAGCCGGCAAGAGGAGGAGAGGAGCGGCGGAUCGGCGGAUCGGGCGAGGAUCGCACAGCCAAAGGCGGCCGAUGACUUCGGAGAGCAGCAGCCAAGCGCAACAGAAGGAGGAGGUCGAGACGGGAUCAGUCGCCCGAGAUCAAGAGGAGAAAACCGGCGAGGACCAAGGCGGCAUGGUGACCACCAAGGGGGCCGGUCUGAAUCCCAAUGCUAAAGUGUGGCAGGAAGUGUCUGCACCAACCACCCAGGCUCCAGAGGCAGCCACAGAGACGUGUCAUUGGCCACAAACAGAUACUGUUUCCACUGAGGAGUCAGAAGGUUUCAGUGAGUAUGGUGUUGGCUAUGGUGACUCUGAGUCAGCCCCUCCUAUGGAGAACAGCAUGUUGAAUGGCAUGGAGUCUGCAGAACUGGCUUACCCACUCUAUGAACCAGCGGAGAGUGAGACAGUCGAGGAGCAGCCCCUCCUGUCUGAAGAGAGUCUGAAGGAGUCACUGAAGAAGCAGCUGGAAUUUUGCUUCUCAAGAGAGAAUCUCUCCAAGGACCUUUACUUGAUGUCUCAGAUGGACAGUGAUCAGUUUGUCCCUAUUUGGACUAUUGCAAGCAUGGAGGGGGUCAAACAGCUGACUAGUGAUAUGGACCUGAUACUAGAGGUGCUAAGAGCCUGUCCCAUGGUGCAGGUGGAUGAAAAGGGUGAGAAGGUACGGCCAAACCACAAGCGAUGCAUCAUCAUCCUCAGAGAGGUACCUGAGACCACGCCUGUAGAGGAGGUGGAGGCCCUGUUUAAAAGUGAAAAAUGUCCGAAGGUUAUCAGUGUGGAGUUUGCGCACAAUAACAACUGGUACAUCACAUUCCAGUCUGACACUGAUGCUCAGCAGGCCUACAGAUACUUGCGUGAGGAAGUCAAAACCUUUCAGGGCAAACCAAUUAUGGCUCGAAUCAAGGCCAUAAACACGUUUUUUGCUAAGAACGGUUAUGGGGCCGUUGACUCUGGGGUUUACUCCACUCAAUCACAGUACUCGUCUCCAGUUUACCUGCAGCAGGUGUACCAACCUCCACAGCAGUAUCCUCUCUAUAGCCUCCUGCCGCAGACAUGGGCCCCCUCACCGACACCUUACUUUGAAACACCACUGGCUCCAUUUCCCAACAGCACAUUUGUUAAUGGCUUUGGCACAGCAGGAAACUACAAAACUGGCUCCUCUCCAAUCAGCCUUACGCGCAACUACCCCCGCAACCGGAAUCAUGUAAAGCCACAGCCUCGUGCUGACGUGUGUCAGCUGACAGAGACUUCGUCUGGUACCGGUAGUCCCCAGCCUCCAUGCAUGCCUACUUCAGACACCACUGCCUCCACCCUCACCCCACUCUCUGAACCGCCAGCUUCCCCCAGAGAGAACCAACACUUAGACCUCGGCACCAGUAGCCGGGCCAGGAGAGGAAGCUAUCGUGGCAUGAGGAGGAGAAGAGAUGAUGAAAGAACCAGGCCAAAUCCUGAAUCAGAAGUGAAAGCUCCACCCCCUAAGUUUGACCUCGCAACCACUAACUUCCCGCCAUUGCCAGGAGGUGUCCCGAGUCGGCUGCCAGGUGUGACCAUACAAACGGAGUCGGUGUUGGAAAAUCGCAUGGCAGAUGUAGUUAAGGGCAUCAGCAGGGACAAGGCACCGGAAACAAGUAAGCAAGAUGUCAGUCAAGAUCCUGGGACAUGUCCAGUGGAAGCUCAAUCGACUGGACCCUCUACUCCAGCACCAAAGCUUCCUGCCACAAAACAGGACACACCUUCCACUAGUACGUCAAAUCAAGUGAAGAGAGCUGAGAAAGAGGUCCAUGUCUCUGACACGCCUCCGGACCUUGAAUUGGUGAUUACAAAGCACGUCCAGCCCAUUUCUGCCCCCCAACCUUCACCCAGCCAGUCAAGCACUUCAUGCACUGCAUCUACACCACCUGUCCUAACAAGUGCAGCUGUCCAGGAGCCUCGGAAGCUGAGCUAUGCGGAGGUGUGUCAGAGGCCACCCAAAGACCCUCCCCCUGCACCAGCUGCCCCGCCCAGCCCCAGUCCCACUCCUUCUCCCACCACAAACCAACCACUACGUGAACUUCGUGUCAACAAAGCGGAAGGCCCAGCCUCAUCCCGCUGCAGUCCUGGUGAGAAACUGGAGAAAGGAAACGAGAGUCGGACGUCCAGAGAGCAGACUGGCCACCAACGUGGUAACGGCCCCAGAGGAUCAGGUUUUAAACUCAGAGAGCAACAGAGACGCCCUCUACAGGGUCGGCGCUCUUCUCCACAGAUGGGGUAUAACAGACGCAGUGGAAAAGAACAAAACAUCCCACCCAGAUCACCAAAGUAAUGCCUCGUAUGCCCACAAAACACGUGCACACUUGUGUGUAUGCUUAAAUACACAACUUAUAUAUAUGAAAUUUAAGAGUAUAUAAAUCUAUAUAUAAAUAUCUAUAUAUAAAUCUACAUAUGAAAACUGGACUGUCACACUGUGUUGUCAAAGGACCCUCUACUUUCCAAAUGACUGUGAUAUCUGGGAAGUUGUUCCUUAAAAAUACAGAAGAAAUCUAGGAAUUUAAGAUGAAAAACCUCUUAUACUUGAAAGGAGAAAUGGAGGCUAUGCUUCCUGUGUUAUCUGUGAUUUACAACAGUUAAUUAGCUUGUGAAUGAGUUUUGAUUUUAUUUGGAGUGUUUAAGGUCCUGGCACUAGUGAACAAUGCUGUACUUUUUUUUUUUUUUUAAUGCAUAUGAUGUUAUCUUUAAAUGAUAGUUGGUUAGAAAUUAAGCCAGCAAAUGUUCUCCAUAUGCAACAGAUCACACCAAGACAGCAUGGCAACACCCCACCAGUCCAUGAGGCAUGUGUGUUUUUUUUUUUUUAUUGCUUCCUAUGUUUGCACCAGUCCUAAAAGGGGCUGGGGGAACAAUUUGAUUCAGAUGUGAUGCUUUUAAAAAUGAUCGAUGCACAGUGAAUCAGAACUGUUUGUUGUUUAAUUUAUUUGAAAUGUGGUGAAAAGAUGAAACAAGAUAUUGAUACAAGGUUCCCACAAUCUUGGAACACCAGGAAAUUUUAAAAUUGAGAUUUGGAGAAAAGUGAGUCAUAUCUCCAUUAUCAUUAAUUCUUAAAAUUAAUUUAAUAUGAGCAGUCUGAAUUUUUUUUUCUUCCUAAAAAUGUAUUAACCUAAACAUGGUGGAAACUUGUUGAUAUUUGGCAUGUCAUUUAAAAAGCUCUCAGGCAGGUAUUAAGGGCAUCACAUGAUUUGUAAAGCAAAUCAGUUGUGCACAUUAUGCCAUUGUGUUGUAAUUGCUUCAUGACUGAAUCAAAACUAAAUUAUGCGGUGCCUAUAGAUUCUCACCCCAGUCUAAACCUGGAAAACAAAUGUGUGUACGUUGUUCAGACAAAAGAAUAGGGCAAUGUGUAGGUUUGAAGGAAACUGAGAGAAUGAACAAGAAGUUUUCAUGAAGAAAAGAUGAAAUCGAACUAGACAUCCAUUGAAAGAAGAUUUGGACGUUGCGGUGUAUAUUCCAGGUGAUUUUUGAGUUGGUGUGUCUUUUUGUAAAAUGUCAUGUGAUGUCCAGUGUUUCUGAAGGCUGGGUCUGUCAGUAACCGAAAGAUCAAGCUGCUUUAUUGAAAGAAUGAAUAGAAAUCCUUUGUGUAGAUGAGCAAAACCAGAGUUUGCCCUCCUGUCCCUUGGGAGUGCAAGUCUUGUUAGUGUUUUCUAGUGAUCAGAUUGUUUGUAGUGUCUGCUUUUGACAAUUUCAGUUUUAUUUUUUUUAUUUAUUUUUUACUUCAUCUGCUGUAGAUGCUGGUGACAAUAAUCAGGUUGGAUUUUAUGCUCUCAGAGUUAGUGUGCUGCUUCAGAAUCGCUGUUCAUGUCGUCUGUGUUAUUGAGUCCGUCUGUUUUUCUUUGUAUGUUUGUUUAAUGAUAAUCUGUAUGUGAUGCUUGUGUUUAUGCCUAUACAUUUCAGGUAUGAUUCCAUGUAAUAUACCUGCUACAGCACUCAUAGUGUACCCGUCAUCCAUCUCAUGUCCACUUUGGUAAAAGAGAGGGAACUCAGGACCUCAGAGGAAAUCAGUGAUGUGUAUGACUGCUAAUUUUGACCAAUGCUUACUGCAGUUUUUUUUUUUUGUAAUUGUAGCUUUUUAAAUUCAGUAACCACAUUAAACUGUUUUAGGGGUCUUAAGUUUUAGUUAAUGUAUAUUUGAACGUUUUAAAAAAAUGUUUAAUCCAUGACACUGUAAUGCAUGAUUCUCUUCUCAAUUUGUUUUUCCUCCCCUCCUUUUCGUCUCAAUCACAUGUAUGGAUGGGCUGUGCACAGAUCCAGACCAAAGUCAAAUCAGCAGAGAGACAAUCUCAGGAAGUGCUGUUUAAAUGCAGUAGAUCCUCUCUCACUCCUCUCUUAUUCUGCCAUGGGCAGGGCCACCGUUGAAUGAGUGAGUGAUAAAAAUUAUGAUUGUUGAUUAGUGAGUUGAACAAUUUAUGUUUUAGUUUUAUGAAACUUUGUGUGUAGAACCUUAUAAAGGUCUCCUAUGAACAAUUUCUCAAAAUCCCCUACUUUCUAUUUGACUGUUUCAGACGAAAGGAUGGAGGGAAAGUUCAUGCAUCAGCAUUUUUUUUUUUUAAUUGUCUGUUUCUUUUAACUUUCUUGCCCUAAUGUGUGUUUCUUGCCCUAAUUAGUUUGAGAUGUUUUCAGAUUUUUGUUUUCUAUAUUUGGCGAUUAUUAUCCAUUGGCGCAAACUAUUUUGAAACUGUGCCACUAAAAUUAGAAAAAAAAUCAGUGGACCUGGUUUUAUUUUAAUUUUUUAUUAUUUUAUCUGAAUUAAUGGAUUUGAUUCAUAACUAGUUGAUGAAAUGAAAUGUAUUAUGUAUGUUUGCUAAUCUCAUAACCUGUAUAGGCUGUAAGCUUUUUAGACAUGAAAUGGUGCAGUUACGAGUAGCAAGUCUUUAGCCAACAAAAAAAGGAAAGGAAAACCAAGUAUUGACCUAUUCAUUUUACUUGUAUAGGGGGAUAGAUAUAGCAACUGCUGAGUGAAAUGUUUUGGAUGGUAUUGUAGAUGUUCAAUGAAAAAAAGAAAGAAAAUGAAAGAAAAAAAUAAAUGAUUUUAAUCUGC
Messenger RNA from Carassius carassius (crucian carp), 5333 nucleotides. It is a transcript of the gene larp4ab, whose product is annotated as La ribonucleoprotein 4Ab. The record is from RefSeq and is a predicted model, not a curated record. Gene Ontology annotation, molecular function: mRNA 3'-UTR binding. The coding region runs from base 306 to 2573 and encodes 755 amino acids. Lineage: Eukaryota; Metazoa; Chordata; Actinopteri; Cypriniformes; Cyprinidae. The transcript is spliced from 16 exons. Gene Ontology annotation, cellular component: cytosol; cytoplasmic stress granule. Gene Ontology annotation, biological process: positive regulation of translation.